AGUGAUAGACUCGAAGAAUCAACAUAUCAUCUCAAUAUCGAUAUUUAUCAUGAAAAAAAAAUUAAUCCGCGAGAAUCGAAUUUUUCUGAUUCGCCAUGUUUCUUCCACGACGUAGCCCCCUGCCCCCCCAUAAACCUGGUCAUCGCCCGUCCCUGAAUAUCGAUGUCGUCGGGACGAUAUAUCGCAAUCCUUCCUCACCACAUCGAGUUUCCAUCGACUCCAAGUAUCGAUACAUUCUCCACCAUCGAUACAAUCGACCUUCACAGUAAUGGCGGAAGCACCGGUCCUACCGCACGACGUAGACGCGUUUUAGAAAUCUUUAUCGCCGCGUCACAGCCGACAUUGACCCCUUUAGUCUCCAGAUACCCCCGAAUAUUCGCGAUUCUCCAGGAAGUACCAAGUGAUAACCCCCAGUGGGCCGCAACAACCCCUCAACCCCUUGACGCGAAGUAAAAUCUCGAUUAAACGUGUUUGAAUACGGCGCCACUGUCGGCUGCGUAUCAAGUGUGGUGUCUCAAAAAAAUCUUCGCGCUGGCGAAGUAGCCGCGGGGACGGGAGAAAAUCAGAAGGGGGGGAGGAAUCGAAAAUUCAGUGGUUAAAAAAAAAUUAAAUCGACUUUUUAAUCGAAGGAAUCUUGCCCGUUGUUUUUUCAUUCACGAGAUUUUUUUAAUCGUCAUUCAACGAUGACGAAGCGUCCCGGGGGUGCGGGGGUGGAUAAGGUGAUCGUGGGGGUGUGUGGGUUGUUACCCCGGUGUACAAUGUGAUUGAUCCCGUGGAACAGGUGCAUCGUCGAUUGGAAUGUAUGCAGACAGUGUUUCAGUCGUUGAAGCGUUCCUAAUGAUUAUUAACGAGGACAACUGAGGUUAUGAAAAUGUAUCGAUAUGAUUUAUUCUGACUGAUCGAGCCAAUUGAUUGAGGUUGGGAUGAUUCGAUGAUGGAACAUGUGGGUGUGAGCUGUUGAGUCCAGUGAUACCCGCGGUGAAAUUAACUCAUCGGUGCUGGGAUAAUUUUAUUGAUAUGACGAAGGGUUAAGUGCCAGGGGCUGGGCUGUGAUUUUCUUUUCCACGCUGGGUUGGCUGGUAUUUUUUUAAGGGGCUGGGGAGUGAGGGGUGUUGUUAUGAGUGUUUAUAACGUAUCGGCGGGGAACACGGGGAAUGCCGCGGGGAACAACGCCGUCGGGACGCCUGAGGGUGCCGACGACUGGAUGGAAUUCUGCGACAGACACGCCCGCGCAUCCGCCUCGGAUUUUGCCAAGGCUUUCUGCACGUAUGUCAGUCUCAAUUUGCCGGAGAGCGCAAGGGCUACGUUGUCGCAUAGGGACUUCUUGAGGAAGUUCAUUGAUACCUUCUGCGAACACUUCGAGAGCGAGUAUCUCAGACGAAGUGCCAGUUUCACGACACACAAUCCAUUGUUCACGACAAUUUGCGUGCGUAACAUAUCUCUUUGUACCCGAGUUACGAGCAAACAAAUUUCCAGAUCUCCAUCAUUCCACGACACUCGUCACCCAGUAACCAACUCAACUAGUCACAAUAAUCGAGUCCCAAUUCGUGCGUCAUCGCACGAAGAGUUCAGUGAUUAUUCCGAGCACGAGGGUGACAUAGUCUCUCCGAAGCCAGUGCACAAGCCCUUCUUCCGGCGGCUUUCGUUCAAGGGCCUCAAGAAGGGAAAGGGCUUUUUUCACAAGCAACAGAGCGAUGAGGUCGAACUAUCGCACAGCGAUCAUCGGCGAGAUAAGCACUCCAAGUCGAAACUCUCGAAGAUUGUGGUGGAGUGCAGGAAGGAGGGAGUCGUCAAUUCCCUUAUGGGAGAAAAUCCUGAUGGUACACAAAAAUGGGAGAAGUCGAGGUUGGCUCUGAUCAAGGCCAUUGGUGGUUACAUGCUGGAGUUUUACUCGCCACCGAAGGCUGUCAAGCCUAGGGACGGUGUUUUCUGCUCAGCUAUAACUGAGGCCAGGGAAACAACUGCCCUGGAAAUGCCGGAUCAUGAGAAUACGUUUGUCCUAAAGACACAGAGCGCUGAGUUCGUAAUCGAAGCUCAUGAUUCUGCGGACAUGAGGUCGUGGUUGGCGACUAUCAGGUAUUGCAUGAGAAACGCGCACUUGAACUCCAUGGGCACCAACAGCCAUGACGCGACUGAUGGAACUGGACACGGAGCUGCUGGAGGCAGUGACGGGGACAGAUUGAGAGCCAACUCGGCGAGCAAAUCGUCAAGAUCUGCUCACGAUCAUGGAAAUGAAGUGGGAAAUCCCCCCGAGUUGCCGCCCAGACUCAGAACGAAGAGUAACAGUAAUUUGGAAUUGUGCUCCUCUCAACAAGAAAUUGAGCAAUUGCCUAAUGAAGGAGAACUCGAUCUUGCUGUGAGUCUCAGGGAGUAUCCUUGGUUCCAUGGGACAUUGCCACGAUCAGACGCCGCGCAACUUGUGCUUCAUAGCGCUACCAAUGGUCAUGGGGUAUUCUUAGUACGACAGAGUGAAACGCGAAAGGGAGAGUUUGUUCUUACAUUCAAUUUCCAAGGGAGAGCAAAGCAUCUUCGAAUGACCCUAAAUGAUCAGGGUCAUUGUCGCGUGCAACACCUAUGUUUUCCAGCAAUUCUUGACAUGUUGGAUCACUUCCGGCAGAAUGCAAUACCCCUGGAGUCUGGUGGUACAGCCGACGUGAUGCUAACUGAAUUCGUUGUGGCGACACACAUGACGAGACCACCAGUGCAUCCAGUAGCAACGACAAAUCCCCAGGCAGCCCAGGAGAGGAGACCAGCAGCUGCCCCAGAGCCAAGAGAAGUAAGAGUCAGCAGCGGAAGUCUCACACCUCUCGAGUGAGCGCGAGUUGCCGACUCCCACAGUCUCAAGUCUGAUAUUUCUACAGACAGUACAGACAUACGGUGGAUCAAUAAGGACUCGAAUGGAGUCGCUAGAGAGACUAGAGCAGCAGAAUGCUGAUCAACAGGCAUCUACGAGUGGUAGGGCAGUACAAAAUACAUACAGUUUUCUCUGACGCUGGAUACACAGAAGACUAACAUCUGGCUAUCGGCUGGUCAGUCCUCCUGAAUAAAAGAUAUAUAUUUUUUAAAUAUCUAUUUAUAUGCUUUAAUACGCCUCAAGGAAAAUUAACAUUCUAUCGACUCAUUCCAUCGAGAAGGAAAAUAACACAAAACGUAAGUUUUAUUAGGCUCAACUUAUCGGUGUAUACGAAUUUUCCACGUAUUCUGUAAAUAGUUUUGAUUUAUUUUUUUUCCGUCUUUUGGUUGAAGAUCUGCCUGUUACCUUGCACUAGGCUAUACUCUAUUGAACAGCCUCGGCUCAAACUGCAUAAUUGUAAAGAUAAUAUUUUUCGCUUAGAGAAUGAAAGUCUUGAGGCGAUCCAAGGAGUUUAUUUCAUAUAAAAUUGUUGAACCAUUCUAGUUAUUGUUUUCGGUAGUACUGUACAAAAUUAUGUACCACAAAUAUCGCAUGAUUGAAUCAUCCGGAUGGCAUAAUUUGCUAUAUAAAUAACGAAGAAAUAAAUAGAUGUGUUAAAGAACAUAAGGCCUUCAUGAAGAUCGAUGGUAUCACUUACUUCAGGGCUAAUUGCAAGAAACUGAAUUUCCACUCGUGGAAUAUAAUGCAAAAUUAAAGGAAUUUUAAUUUCUCCACUUGUCUGGAAUAUGGGAUUCUCAUAAAUAAAAUAGCUCAGAAAAUCAAUGAUGGAAAUCAGUUGAUUGAGGAAAAUUUUGUAAGGAGCAAUGAGAGCUAGAGUAAAAACUUCUAAAAACCGACAAGCAAUUUUUCGUUAAUAUUAUAUCUAAUCUAAAGAUGACGGAGUUUUUGGAAAAGAAUUACUUCUAGCUCUCACUAUCCUCGGUACACAGAAAAACCAAACAUAAAUUGCGAUUAGUAAUAAUUUAGAUAAUUUAAGUUUAUGGCUUUCUGUGCGUGACAAAUCUCCAUUUAAUUUCGAUUUAUUAAUCGUUUUGCUUUGGAGCGCUCGAAUUACUUGGGUCGUUACACUUGGAUCUUUUCAGAUGAUGCACAAAUUAUACAAUAUAUAAACAAAUGUAUAUGUAUACAUACAUUGUUUUUUUU
Messenger RNA from Diachasmimorpha longicaudata, 4057 nucleotides. It is a transcript of the gene Lnk, whose product is annotated as SH2B adapter protein 1. The record is from RefSeq and is a predicted model, not a curated record. The transcript has 6 exons. Gene Ontology annotation, biological process: intracellular signal transduction. Gene Ontology annotation, molecular function: transmembrane receptor protein tyrosine kinase adaptor activity. Lineage: Eukaryota; Metazoa; Arthropoda; Insecta; Hymenoptera; Braconidae. Gene Ontology annotation, cellular component: plasma membrane. Bases 1118 to 2815 code for a protein of 565 amino acids.